Messenger RNA from Labrus mixtus (cuckoo wrasse), 1158 nucleotides. It is a transcript of the gene rnf2, whose product is annotated as ring finger protein 2. Gene Ontology annotation, cellular component: ubiquitin ligase complex; PcG protein complex. The coding region runs from base 101 to 1129 and encodes 342 amino acids. The record is from RefSeq and is a predicted model, not a curated record. The transcript has 9 exons. Lineage: Eukaryota; Metazoa; Chordata; Actinopteri; Labriformes; Labridae. Gene Ontology annotation, molecular function: chromatin binding; ubiquitin protein ligase activity.
UUUCCCAGCGUGCAUUGCACCUUCUGCAGCCGCCAUAUUGCCUUCACCUAAACGCGCUAGCUAGAACGGCUCCUUCUCCCAAUUAAAAAUUGUUGCAGUGAUGACUCAGACGGUUCAGACCAAUGGGGUUCAGCCGCUCAGUAAGACCUGGGAGCUGAGUCUGUACGAGCUGCAGAGAACACCACAGGAGGCGAUCACAGAUGGACUGGAGAUCGCUGUGUCUCCCAGGUCUCUGCACAGCGAACUCAUGUGUCCGAUCUGUCUAGACAUGUUGAAGAACACAAUGACCACCAAAGAAUGUCUGCACCGCUUCUGCGCUGAUUGUAUCAUCACAGCUUUGAGAUCCGGAAAUAAAGAGUGUCCCACCUGUCGUAAGAAGCUGGUGUCCAAGAGGUCACUGCGUCCAGACCCAAACUUUGAUGCUCUGAUCAGCAAAAUUUACCCGAGCCGCGACGAGUACGAAGCCCAUCAGGAGAGAGUGUUGGCGCGUAUCAGCAAACACAACAACCAGCAGGCCCUGUCCCACAGCAUAGAGGAGGGGCUGAAGAUCCAGGCCAUGACCAGACUGCAGCGCGGUAAGAGACACACGGUGGAGAACGGCAGCGGAGCAGAGGACAACGGAGACUCCUCCCACUGUAGCAACGCCUCAGUCCACAGCAACCAGGAGGCGGGUCCGAGCAUUAAGCGCACCAAGACGAGCGAUGACAGCGGCCUGGACAUGGACAACGCUGCUGAGAACGGGGGCGGGGACUCUGUCAUCGAUGGCGGUGCCAGCGAGAUAGAGUUAGUGUUCAGGCCACAUCCAACGCUGAUGGAGAAGGACGACGGUCACAACAGUGUGGAGUUUGUUCCUCGGUACAUCAAGACAUCAGGUAACGCCACAGUGGAUCACCUGUCAAAAUACCUGGCUGUGAGACUGGCUCUGGAAGAACUGAGGAGAAAUGCAGAGGCCAGUCCUGUCAAUGUGGAGGCGGCUUCAGAGAAACAAUACACCAUCUACAUACCUACUGCUGGAAACCAGUUCACUGUUCUGAACGGUUCCUUCUCCCUGGAGCUGGUCAGCGAGAAGUACUGGAAGGUCAACAAACCCAUGGAGCUCUAUUUUGCUCCCACUAAAGAACACAAGUAGACCCAUACAAACAAAUACACACACACCCA